AUGCUUCGAUUGCUGCUACUUUUAAUGAUUGCAGUGGUGACGAUUUUUGCAAAAUCAUGUAUUGAUUGCAUUUGUCAACGAGAAUCCGGUUGUCGGAAACUUGGUUGUGCUGAUGAUGGUGGCUCGUUAUCGUGCGGAUAUUUUCAGAUCAAGAAACCUUAUUACAUUGAUUGCGGUCAACCAGGGAAGAAAGCCGGUGAAUCGAUUGAUACAGCUUGGAAAAGAUGUGCAAGUGAUAAGGGUUGUUCGAAGCUUUGUGUCGAGAAAUAUGUGAAAAGAUAUAAAAGGAAUUGCUCAAAUAAAUCUCAAUGCGAAACGAUGGCUCGUUUACACAAUGGAGGACCAAACGGCUGCAAAACAACGGCCACUAUCGGCUAUUGGAAUGCAAUUCAAAAAUGUGUUGGU
Messenger RNA from Mesorhabditis belari, 405 nucleotides. The record is from the annotation of a GenBank genome assembly. Lineage: Eukaryota; Metazoa; Nematoda; Chromadorea; Rhabditida; Rhabditidae.